Molecule: messenger RNA, 1012 nt
Organism: Ctenocephalides felis (cat flea)
Lineage: Eukaryota; Metazoa; Arthropoda; Insecta; Siphonaptera; Pulicidae
Product: PRADC1-like protein
Exons: 4
Coding region: 105-737 (210 amino acids)
Source: RefSeq, a predicted model, not a curated record
GAUCUGAUAAAUUGGCUAUUGAAAUGUCAAAUGUAAUACAAACAAUAUUUCUAGAUAAGUAAAAUAUGAAUAAAGAACAUGGAAAAUACGUGUAGUAUUGCAAAAUGGAUUUUCAGCAUUGCAAUAUAAUUGUACUAUUAAUUUUCCUGAGCAUUUUCAUACAUGAUUCUUUCAGCGGUCUAAACAAUUUGCAUAUGCAUGAUGGAGCCUCCAUCCAUGACGUAACAAACGGCGAUAUAUUUUUUGAAAUAGUAGAACCACGGGAAUUGGAGUACACUUAUAGGUUAAGACCGGCGAAAGACUUCGGGGCUCCUUUUAAUUCGUCAAUUUCUCUAUUGAAAUCUCAUUUGAUUCCCGUGGAACCCCCUUAUGCUUGUGAAGUUUUAACAAAUCAAGAGCUAUUUGGAAAAGUAGCAUUAAUAGAAAGAGGAGAGUGUUCUUUUGUUGAAAAAGCACUAAAUGCUGAAAAAGCAGGUGCUGUGGCAAUAAUAAUAACUGAUACAAAAUCAGUUGAUACUGACUUAUUGCUGGACAGAGAAUUUUAUAUUGAAAUGGUUGAUGAUAACACAAACCGAAAUGUAAACAUUCCUGCUGGAUUUCUGAUAGGGCAAAGCGGUAGAAUGAUAAGAAAAGUUUUGAGAAGACUUAACUUAGAUUAUGCCAUAAUUAAUUUACCAGUAAAUGUAACUUAUAGGACUGUGAACAGUUUAAAAGAACCUCCAUGGAUUGGAUUUUGAAAUAUAUAAAUACUAUAGCUGUUUAUGGUAAUUAUUUAUAUAUUGUCAUUUUUUUACAUUUAUGUAUUAUACUAAUUCUAUGAAUGCAUGGUAUUUAUCUAUUGAUUGAUUUAAUAAUAAUUAAACUUAAAUAUUUAAAAAAUAUUAGAACAAAAAUAUUUUCUUUGUUGUGCAAAUAAAAAAAGGCUGAUGUAUAAUGUUGAUGCACUCAUAAUUUUAAAAGUUUAUGUGCCUAAAUUUAUUAGUUUUAAAUGUUACAUAGUUACCAUCACUGA